This is a messenger RNA of Ilyonectria robusta, 2368 nucleotides long. Its product is annotated as bacterial alpha-L-rhamnosidase-domain-containing protein. The annotation marks the transcript as partial. Gene Ontology annotation, biological process: carbohydrate metabolic process. The record is from RefSeq and is a predicted model, not a curated record. Lineage: Eukaryota; Fungi; Ascomycota; Sordariomycetes; Hypocreales; Nectriaceae. The transcript is spliced from 2 exons.
UCGAGCUCUUCACAGUUGGUGCCGUGGCCCGACAAGGAUUCUCUAAAACCCCGGCAAAGGAUCUCUAUACGUAUAAGAGCCUUUGACGGCCAGAACGUUACCUCUUGGAGCCAGGGGGCGUUCUACGAAACUGGACUGAUGACGAGAGAGAACUGGGCUUGCCAAAGGAUUAGCUCGACCCAGCUUGUCCACGGAAGCAGCUCGUCUCGGCGAGAGCAACUGCUUUGUAAAGCUUUCGGAACCAGGUCCUGCCCAAUCACUAGGGCAAGAUUAUACGUCGUGGUCCAAGGUGUUUAUGAAGCAGAGCUGAACGGCCAUCGCGUCAGUGAUGACUUCUUAGCCCCUGGAUGGACAGUUUACGAUAAUCGUAUCCGGUACCAGACAUACGACGUAGCUGACCUACUCAAAUCCUCUGAUCAGAACUGCCUUGGCUUUCGUCUUGCUGAUGGUUGGUUCUGUGGACGCCUUGGUUUCUUUGGCGGCCGACAACACCGAUGGGGUCCUUUUUCUACUUUGAUGGCACAGCUUGAGAUAACAUACGAAGAUGGAACGGUAGAGUCGGUAAUUUCAGACUCGAGCUGGAACUCGAUACCGGGACCUGCAACCAAAGCCGAGCUGUAUGACGGAGAAAAGUACGACGCCAACCUCGCGAUCCGACAUUGGUCUAGUGCGAGCCACUCGGUUGAUGCAGGUUGGGAAUCAGUUACUGUACUUGAUCCUUUGCCUGCAUCUGUUGGAUUUGUUUCCGGUUGCUCGGAACCUGUUCGCCGAGUAGAAACCAUCCGUCCCGUUAAACUCAUAACCACGCCCUCGAACAAGACGGUCGUUGAUUUUGGCCAGAAUCUUGUCGGAUAUGUACGGAUCAAGGGAAUCAAGGGGCCAAAACACCACAAAGUUGAGCUUCAUCAUGCCGAGGUUCUUGAACAUGGUGAACUUGGCCUUCGACCCCUCCGCUUUUGCGAAGCGACUGAUGUGUAUAUUUGUGACGGCGACGCAUCUGCUCAUUCGUGGGAGCCCAAGCUCACUUUUCAUGGCUUUCGGUACUGUCAGAUCGAUGGUAUGGCAGAUGACAGUACUCUUCUCGAUUCAGUCGAGGCUGUUGUGUGCCAUACUGACAUGCGACCCGUGGGAGACUUCUCAUGUUCCAAUGAGAACCUCAACAAGCUCUUCAGCAAUGCACGCUGGAGUACGAAAGGAAACUUUCUUUCCAUCCCUGCAGAUUGUCCCCAGAGAGAUGAGCGUCUGGGGUGGACUGGAGACAUUGCUCAAUUUGCUCCGGCUGCCGUGAAGCUAUUUGACUGUCACGGCUUCCUGGAAGACUGGAUGGUGGAUGUGAGAUAUGAUCAAGAUUGCCGAAAAGGUAUCCCAGCAUAUGUCACACCCAACAUAUUUGGUGAGGAUCUUGGAAUCUGGAACCUUCCACUGCCUGUCGCGAUUUGGCAUGAUGUGGUUAUACUAGUACCAUGGGCUCUCUACAUGGCGUCUGGUGACAUGCAGAUCCUCAGUGACAACUAUGACAGUAUGAAGAGGUGGAUCGAAUCUAUACCGCGGGAUGAUAAAGGCCAGAGGAGGUUAUGGGCCAGGGACUCAUUUCAACUGGGUGAUUGGCUAGACCCAACGGCACCACCAGAACAGCCAAUGGACGGGUCUACAGACCCCAUUCUAGUGGCAGAUGCGUUUCUCACUCGUUCAUUAGAUUUGAUAGCUCGUGUUACAACUGCACUGAACAAGCAACAAGAUGCUCGAUACUAUGCUCUAGCGGCAGUCGACUGCCGUCAAGAGUUCCUGGAAGAAUACGUGUCACCAAGAGGCCGCAUCAGCUCAGAUUCUCAGACAGCUUAUGCUUUGGCAAUCUGCUUCGAGCUGGUGUCCGAUGAUCAACUGUCUUAUGCAGGUCAGCGUCUGGCUACCAUCAUGAGGAGAAACCAGUUCAAGAUCGGGACAGGCUUUGCGGGAACGCCAUUCUUAUGCGAGGCUCUUAUCCGUACUGGGCAUGUACAAGUAGCAUACGCUAUACUGCUCUGCCAAGAAUGUCCCUCAUGGCUAUACACUGUUAAGUCAGGUGCAACAACCAUGUGGGAGCGUUGGGAUAGCAUGCUACCCAAUGGCGACAUAAACCCCGGUGAAAUGACAUCCUUCAAUCACUAUUGCUUCGGCUCCGUGAUAACGUUUUUAUAUGAGCGUCUAGGGGGCGUGAAAUGUCUUGAACCAGGUUGGACAAGAAUCCAGUUUGCACCACAGCCCGGUGGUGAUAUACAAUUUGCGAAUGCGUAUCAAAAGACACCUUAUGGGUUGGCGUCUAUAGAGUGGAGGGUGGAGGAGGGCAAGUUCUUUAUGGAGAUUGUUGUUCCAGUUAUGACAGAAGCCG